GUGAAUUUGGCAAGCUCGCCGCCACAUUGGAGGCAUCCGGUUCAAGCCAAUACAUACAGCACAGUGCAGUAGAACCAAGGGGCUGGGCUGGGCUCUCAGUUGGGAUUCGUAUUUGCAAGUCAGAAGGAGCCGCAACUGCGAGCCGCCGCGAAUACUCCACAUUGUUGCGCUUCUCCCCUCUCGCGUUCUCGUAGUCUUCCAAAGAGGCGCCUGUUCGUUCAAAUCACAGCCACUUUCUCUCCAUAUUCUUACAUAGCUACGCGUGCGUCACUGAUAUCGAUCCUCUGUACAAAGCCUUUUCGCGGAAAUUCCACUCUUCUGACUUCUACUUGUAUUUUCAUUUGAUUCAUUCAUUUAUAUAUAUAUAUAUAUAUAUAUAUAAAAUAUGUAUGUUUGUAUGUCUUGCUGUGCGGGAUCAACGAGUAAUCGCAACGAAGAUCACAAUUCGGCUGACGGUCCUAUGCUUCUUCGAAUCUUUGUAAACGCACCGUACUGCGAAUCGCCCGAGCGAAGCCGAUUUGGCCGCUAAUUUGUGUUUCGGGUUGGAUCGAAGUUCUAGGUAUCUUUGAUUCAGUUUAUUUGAUUUGAUGCACUAUGAUAACUGUUUGAUUACACGCAUGCAUAGUCGGUGCCUCUUGCCGAAUCGGGUUCAAAUCUGUUGAGGCCGCGAAGUUUGAGCUUUGAGUUGAAAGUGUUCUCCAAGAUUUUCGUGGUGUUGGAGGCCAAUUUUUUUUGGAUCUGAUUGGCAUCCGUUGCGUUAAUUGACAGAGGAAGUUCUGGUAAGGAAUCUAAUAGAAGUAGAUAGUGUUAUAGGCUGCUUAAUGUUGUCGUUCUCCUAUUGGAAUUGAUCAAAAGGAUAUGGCAAGGAGUAAAGGAGAUAGAGAGGACCAAGAUAAUUCUCUCGGUUCCACUACUAAGGACUCUUCGGUUGGACUUUUGCGGGUUCUCUCAGCUUUGAUACUUUUUGUGAUGGGUGUGGUUAUUGGCUUGAUAUCCAGUUCACAUAUUAAUCGAUAUUUUAGCUUACAGGCCGAGCAGUUCUAUAGGAACUAUGCUCCUACUCCAGGUAAUAGUGGUGAUAACUGCACCAUUUUUCAGAGUUGCGAGAAGGUUGAGUGUUUAAGCAUGGAUAGCUUUCUUCGUCCUAAGAAUCUGACGCAUAGUAUGUCUGAUGAGGAGCUUUUAUGGAGAGCUUCAAUGGUGCCUGUGAAGGCGGAUUACCCUUUUUCUAGGGUCCCUAAGGUGGCUUUCAUGUUCUUGACUAGGGGACCACUGCCGCUGUUGUCACUUUGGGAGAGGUUCUUUAAAGACCAUAAGAAGUUAUUUUCAAUUUAUGUGCAUGCAUUUCCAGGAUAUGAGCUCAAUGUAUCCAAUACGUCUCCUUUCUAUGGACGCCAGAUCCCUAGUCAGAAUGUUCAGUGGGGGACAGCAUCACUGGCAGAUGCAGAGAGGCGGCUUCUGGCCAAUGCUCUGCUUGACUUCUCCAAUGAGCGGUUUGUUCUUCUUUCAGAGAGCUGCAUCCCUAUUUACAACUUCCCUACCAUCUACAGAUACCUCAUUGAAUCCGACCACAGUUUUGUUGACUCGUAUGAUGAUCCAUCCCGACAUGGGCGUGGCCGAUACAAUCCCAGGAUGCGACCCGAUAUUACUCUCUCUGACUGGCGGAAAGGGUCCCAGUGGUUUGAAGUUAAUCGAACUCUGGCUAUUGUCAUAGUCUCAGACACCAAGUACUACAACCUCUUCAGGAAGUAUUGCAGGCCUGCUUGCUAUCCGGAUGAGCACUAUAUUCCAACCUUCCUGCACAAGUUCUUCGGGUCCUCCAUCGCUAAUCGGACUGUGACUUUUGUCAAUUGGUCGCUGGGGGGCCCUCACCCGGCAACAUUUACCAGAGCUAAUAUUACAGAGAGUUUUAUGCAGUCUAUAAGGAACAAUGGGACUCUCUGUUGGUAUAAUUUGGUAAAACAGUCCAGCUGUUACUUGUUUGCCAGGAAGUUUGCUCCGAGCACACUGGAGCCCUUACUCAACCUCAGCUCCAGGGUGAUGAAAUUUUGAGAAUGCUGAAAAUUUUGGUAGCUAGAGAUUCCACUAGUGUUUUUAGAAAUCAAGUUUGAUAUGUAAACCCUAGGUUUUGGUUUGUCAAGCAGAAUGGGGAGCACUUUCUGUUAAGAGAAACUGACAGAUCAUUGAGAGACUGACUGCUCACUGCUUGUUCUUGACAGAAAUUUUGAUAGUGAGAAUUGAGAAGCCACUUGUAUCUUGAAAUGGAGGAAAUUUUUGCCCAAGAAGCUCUUGACAGAAAUUUUGAUAGUGAGAAUUGAGAAGCCACUUGUAUCUUGAAAUGGAGGAAAUUUUUGCCCAAGAAGCCCUCAGUCCCAUGUUAUCAGUUUUCUUGUUAAUUUGGGCAUUUCGUCUAGACAUUUCUUUUGCUUUCUUGUACUUCCCUGCCGCUACGGAAUGAAUACGUUCAUUUUUCAAGUUAUUCAUAUUGUCAAGUGUACUCAUUCCAAAUUUAUUUCAAUUAAAUGAUCCGUGGCUGUUUUGCUA
Diospyros lotus (date-plum) is the source of this 2544-nucleotide messenger RNA. RefSeq names its product glycosyltransferase BC10-like. NCBI's taxonomy places the organism in Eukaryota, Viridiplantae, Streptophyta, Magnoliopsida, Ericales, Ebenaceae. The coding region runs from base 859 to 2052 and encodes 397 amino acids. Gene Ontology annotation, cellular component: membrane. The transcript has 2 exons. The record is from RefSeq and is a predicted model, not a curated record. Gene Ontology annotation, molecular function: glycosyltransferase activity.